Molecule: messenger RNA, 1520 nt
Organism: Liolophura sinensis
Lineage: Eukaryota; Metazoa; Mollusca; Polyplacophora; Chitonida; Chitonidae
Product: myo-inositol 2-dehydrogenase-like
Exons: 8
Coding region: 51-1520 (489 amino acids)
Biological process (GO): NADPH regeneration
Cellular component (GO): cytoplasm
Molecular function (GO): oxidoreductase activity; nucleotide binding
Source: RefSeq, a predicted model, not a curated record
UUUUGCUGUCCAGGAUAUGGUAUAAGAAUUAAUGUACAUUCUCAUUACAGAUGUACUGUAGGGAACCAACCAAUUUCAGGAGGACCGUAAACAGGUUUGUACUGGUAAAUGUAGGUCAAUUCACGGUUGUAUGUGCAACUGCAUUGCCCCGUCGUUUAUUUAGAGCGGUAAGUAAGCUUAGUCAGAGCCAAGAAGUUGAUUUCAGCGUUUUUGUUUCACGCUACACUGACGUGAGAAGUAGCAGGGUGAAGACCUACAACGUCACGGGUACACGCUGGCAUAUGAAGAUGGCCCCCUUUCGGCAGAUUGUACGUUGGCUAACGGGACAUUGCGAGAGUUUCGGCCGACCAUGUAAAGCGGGAAAUACACGAGAUCUGAGAAAACAUACACGGAUGUUUUCAAACACUCCCCGCCUGUACCAGAAGUUUGGCCAGACAUCGUCAAAAUCUCGCCAACAUUCGGUUGGUGUGAUCGGCGCAGGCAGAAUUGCUUCAAGUGUCCACAUACCGAAUAUUCUAAACAAUCACCGGCUACAGCUGCGCUGGAUUGUGGAGAACAACCCGGAAGCGAUAAAGCCUUUACAGGACAAGUUGUACCUCGAUAUCCCAUUCUAUACCUCAGAUCAUACAAAAUCUCUCCUGGAUGACCCAAGCCUCUCAGCUGUGUUUAUCUUCACCCCAACACCGACUCACUAUGAUAUCAUCUUGUCUUCUCUUCACAAAGGUAAAGCCGUGUUUACGGAGAAACCGACGGCGGAGAAACUGACGGAGAUCUCCACACUUUACGACACAGCGGCGAGGCUAGAGCUCCCCUUGCUGACCGGAUAUAUGAGACGUUUUGAUGCAGCGUUUCAAGACAUCUACGACAUGUUAGUACAAGGUCAGUUAGGGAAACUUCACAUUUGCAAGGUCACAUCACGGGACUCGCCCAAACCGUCAUAUGAACUCCUGAGAACUAUGGAUCGAACGGGAUGUAACAUACUGAGUGACAUGGCUGUGCACGACUUUGAUUUCAUGUCCUGGAUCAUGCAAGGCACAGCUCCUGAAUCCAUCUAUGUCGUCACGCAUGCGCACGACCCCAUCAUGGCGGAAAUAGGUCAGCCUGACGUCAGCAGCGUCAUCAUGAAGUACCCGGAUGGUUCGGUUGCCAUUCUGGACUCCAGUCGGGAAUCUUGUUAUGGUUACGACAACAGAGUUGAGCUGUUCGGAUCUCAUGGUAUGGCCACACUGGAGAACCCUCGGCAGAGUUUCGCCACCAAGAACUUUGACAUCGGCGCCCUGCAAAAGCCCCUGAUGCAUUCUUUCCCUCAGAGAUACCGAGAAGCCUACCAGAAUGAAAUUGAUCAUUUUGUUGAUUGCAUGGAAGGUAAGGCAUCUCCACGUGUCACAAAAGAGGACUGCGUUUUGACCGGACUGAUGGUGGAGGCAGCAGUGGAAUCUUACAAACAAAACCAAGCCAUCAACUUCCCGGAAUUUCUAUCAAACAGAGCAACAUUGAUAUCUCGUCAUCAGGUGGCGUAA